Nicotiana tabacum (common tobacco) is the source of this 753-nucleotide messenger RNA. The record is from RefSeq and is a predicted model, not a curated record. Lineage: Eukaryota; Viridiplantae; Streptophyta; Magnoliopsida; Solanales; Solanaceae.
GUAUAUAUGGAUAUGUAAAUUAAAGGAGCAGCAAGUGGAAUUAGCAGAAGUGAGCAAGAGUAACACAUGGCCAUGGACACUAUCUGUACCCAGCGAGAAUAAUGAUGGUUGCCAUGAAAUCUUCAAAUGCAUGGUGUACCCAAAUAGAAGCUGCAUAACCGAAUGUUGCAAGUCAUACCCCUUCAGUCUUUUCCCAACCAAAUUUUGCGUUUGCUGGUGGAGAGCCGAGCAUGUGAAUAAACGAGCUUUUACUGCUCUGCAAGAAUAUUGUGGCUUCAAGCAGUAUGUUGUUUGUCCCCGUAUGCAAGAAAUCAACAUGCAGCAAGAGGUGGACGAAGCUAUAAAGGCCAUAGACAACAAGCUGAGUAGUCGUAGCAACCAGCUGAUGCCGGAUGCUUGUUGUGAAAAAGAUAAACAAAAGAUAAAGAGUUGCAUGUUAAACACAACUUCCAGUGAACAAUGUUGCCCAACAUUCAGAGCAAUGAUUGGCGUUAACUGCAAUUGCUACAAUUACGCCCAGGAUUUAGACAAUCAACUUCUCAUCGUAAUUGAGAGUUUAUGUGAUGUCCCCAAUCCAUGCAACAAGAAAGCUCAAGUGAUGUAGGAUUCUGAUAUGGGGAUGGAAGUAAUGUAAAAUAAUGUGUACUUCAUUUACUUCCUGUGAACUUUUAAUUGGAUGUAAUAUAACAGUCUCCCGUGGUUGUUCACUUCAAUGUCAUGCAUGAGAUGAAUUUCCUUUAAUGGCAUGCUUAA